This is a messenger RNA of Anguilla anguilla (European eel), 1587 nucleotides long. RefSeq names its product tumor necrosis factor, alpha-induced protein 8-like 2b (gene tnfaip8l2b). The record is from RefSeq and is a predicted model, not a curated record. The coding region runs from base 288 to 857 and encodes 189 amino acids. The transcript has 4 exons. Lineage: Eukaryota; Metazoa; Chordata; Actinopteri; Anguilliformes; Anguillidae. Gene Ontology annotation, biological process: regulation of apoptotic process. Gene Ontology annotation, cellular component: cytoplasm.
GAGAGAUGCAUAGAUGCAUAGGGGUGUGUCUUAACAAUUAGUUCUUCAAGGAAGUGCAGCACAAAAUAUCUUGAAACAGAUUCACAGACAAAGCGUAGCAGAGAGACAGAAAACAGACUUUUGUUUUGUUUCCCUUUUACAUUGUGAGCAGAGGGGGAUCCAUGUAACUUAAUGCUGAAUACCUGAUCCAAGCCAGAGAGGAACCAGAACUUCAGAGGAGGGAGGGAGACCCACAAAAACUCAGGUUCCAGUAAGUGAGCAAGCAUGAAGUCAGAAUAAGUGUUCAUAUGACAACUAUGGAGACGUUCAACUCCAAGGAUAUGGCCAUGAAGGCACAGAAGAAAAUCCUCAGUCACAUGGCCAAUAAAUCCGUUGUUCAUAUGUUUAUUGAUGACACCAGCAGUGAGAUUCUGGACGAACUCUACCGGGUCUCCAAGGAGUACACAGGAAACCGCACAGAGGCCCAGAAAGUGAUAAAGGACCUGAUCAAGGUGGCUGUAAAAGUUGGUGUCCUCUUCCGCCACAACCGUUUCAAUGCUGAAGAGAUGAAACUGGCCCAGGACUUCAAGAAGAAGUUACAUCAGGGAGCCAUGACUGCCAUCAGUUUCUAUGAGGUGGAAUUCACCUUUGACCAGACAGUGAUUUCAGAGAUCUUGACAGAGUGCAGGGACAUACUACUCAAGCUGGUGGAGAAGCAUCUCACGCCAAAAUCCCUUGGACGCAUCAACCACGUUUUUAAUCAUUACUCUGACCCAGAGCUGCUGGCCUCCCUCUACAGUGCGGAGGGGCCCUUCCGCCCCAACCUCACCAAAAUAUGUACCGGCCUUAACAAGCUGGUGGAGGAGGACAAGCUAUGAGUUGGUUGACAUUCACGGGACUGAAUGCCUGACUGUGGGUGGACCUGCUCAGAACUGUGUACCAGGGAUGAGUAAGCAACAUUACCUAAAAAAGAUUAAAGUCUAAACAACAACUGGCUUUGAACAACUCACACACAAAUCCAACCACAUUAGAUGUGACACCCAUGCUAAAUUGUCUUACUAUAAGGCGAUUUUGUCCCACCCAGUCUGCUGGAUUUGAAGAUGAGGUUAGCACUCUAAGUGGUUUAUUUCACAUGACAUCCAUGCACAUUCAGCUGAAGAGUAGUUAUUUCAGUGUUAUAUGAAGAGACAUCAAUUUUUUUUGUGUUUGUCUGAGGGAUUAAAAUUCUGUUUUACUGGACACUGUAAGAAUUCCAAGCAGGAUCCGGACAAUUUCAGCCUGUGAUUUUUGGGCCAGAAGAGAAUUUCCGUCCUGCAUUUUCUGUACACAAAACCUUCCACUUCCUUGUGUGAAUGUGUCCCUGUGUAUGACAUUCCCCAGGAUAAAUAACUGAACAAAAAUUAUUAAAAUGGAACAGAGAAGACUGAACUGUAACCAAGGUAAUACAACAUUAUUAUUAUUAUUAUUAUUAUGCAUAAUAAUAGCAAUGAUCAUAAUAAACACAUGGAAUAUUUAUUAUUACUGAAAACUGUAAGUGUAGAAUUGUCAUUUCACUGAAUGAUUGGGUUUCAUUACUAUAUAUAGUAUAUAUAUAUAUAUAUAUAUAUA